Xyrauchen texanus (razorback sucker) is the source of this 7078-nucleotide messenger RNA. Its product is annotated as potassium voltage-gated channel subfamily C member 1-like. The record is from RefSeq and is a predicted model, not a curated record. Gene Ontology annotation, molecular function: protein binding; delayed rectifier potassium channel activity. NCBI's taxonomy places the organism in Eukaryota, Metazoa, Chordata, Actinopteri, Cypriniformes, Catostomidae. Bases 731 to 2557 code for a protein of 608 amino acids. The transcript is spliced from 4 exons. Gene Ontology annotation, cellular component: neuronal cell body membrane; dendrite membrane; voltage-gated potassium channel complex. Gene Ontology annotation, biological process: protein homooligomerization; potassium ion transmembrane transport.
CAGGAGUGACGAGUUUCUCUACUUGCAUCGCCAAGAGAGACACAGGCAACGGAAUACUGAAAACAUACAGUCUACGUCGUGCAAUUACAAAGGAUAGCUACCAAUCGCUACUGGACAACACCGGAGGACCUCACCAACUAGUACAUUUUUGGUGAAAAAAUAGGAUUUUAAAAGGACCCAGGAUCUCACUUCAAAGCUGACGUCUUCUCUAUCCAGUGGUUUAAAAAAACAUAUUCUAGAUGUGAUGUUUGUUGAGCUUGUGAACAAAAGGCUUCUGAUUUUAGGUAUAUCGACUUGCUUUGGAAAAAACGACUUAUAUCAAAUCAGAAAAACGUCUAAAAUGUGACCAUUACAGUUUAGCGUCGGUCCCUCUGUUGCUUUGUAUGAUUUGAGGGGGCGUCUCCUGGGAAUCAGGGCAGUGCAUGCGUCUCGUUUUGUAGACAGGACGAUUGUAAGGAGAGCGGAAGGAAAGUGCACUCUGGAGCUGUCCGUUCAGAACCACACACACGUUACUGUGCCACCAGCGGCACACCGCAUCCCAUCAACCUCGCACCUUUACUGGAGCUCAUGUUAUGGACCACAAUGUUAUUAUAUUUUCUGCGUUGAUUCAGUUUUUUGUCUCCUUCUCUCUGCUUAUUUUUCCCGCUGCUAACAAUUACGCACAUGCACCCUCCUGGUCUUUCAGCGUUGUAAUGCCUGGCCCGUGCUCGAGACAUGCCUGAGCGACGAGAUGGGCCAGGGUGACGAGAAAGACCGUGUUGUGAUUAACGUGGGAGGGAUUCGACACCAGACCUACCGCAGCACCUUGCGCACUCUACCUGGCACUCGUUUAGCCUGGCUCGCCGAGCCCGAUGCCCACAGUCACUUUGAUUAUGACGCACAGAUUGACGAGUUUUUCUUUGACCGCCACCCAGGAGUUUUUGCACACAUUCUUAAUUACUAUAGGACUGGCAAGUUACAUUGCCCCGCUGAUGUUUGUGGUCCUCUCUACGAGGAAGAGUUGGCCUUCUGGGGAAUCGAUGAGACAGAUGUGGAGCCGUGCUGCUGGAUGACGUACCGGCAGCACCGGGAGGCCGAAGAAGCCCUGGAUAGUUUCGGUGGAGGGCCAGCUGAAAUGAGCAAUGACGAUACGGAAGGAGAUGGUUUGGGGGAUUCAGGGGAUGGAGAUGAGGAACUUGAGAUGACCAAACGGCUGUCACUGGGGGACUCACCUGACGCCAAAUCUGCUGGGUUGUGUCAACGUUGGCAGCGACGUGUUUGGGCACUCUUUGAAGACCCAUAUUCCUCAAAAUAUGCAAGGUGGGUGGCAUUUGCAUCGCUGUUCUUCAUACUGGUUUCCAUAACCACAUUCUGCCUGGAGACACACGAGGCCUUCAACCCCAUCAUUAACCGCACAUAUUUUAACCCUCAAGACAACAGCACCAGGAUUAACCAGGAGACAGAAACAGUGGUCUACCUAACCUACAUAGAGGGUGUCUGUGUGGUGUGGUUCACCUUUGAGUUCCUCAUGCGUGUCACUUUCUGUCCAGAUAAAAAGAAAUUUAUCAAAAACACCCUCAACAUCAUAGACUUCGUGGCCAUCCUGCCAUUUUACCUGGAGGUGGGCCUGAGCGGGCUGUCCUCUUCAGAAGCAAAGGACGUUCUCGGUUUCCUCAGAGUGGUUCGAUUUGUCCGGAUCCUCCGGAUCUUCAAGCUGACGCGACACUUUGUGGGGCUGCGUGUUCUGGGACACACUCUCCGCGCCAGCACAAAUGAGUUCCUCCUACUUAUAAUCUUUCUUGCCCUUGGAGUGCUCAUCUUUGCCACCAUGAUCUACUACGCAGAGCGAAUCGGUGCCAAUCCCAAUGACCCACGUGCCAGCGAGCACACCCACUUCAAAAACAUCCCCAUCGGCUUCUGGUGGGCUGUUGUGACUAUGACCACAUUGGGCUAUGGAGAUAUGUAUCCUCAGACAUGGUCAGGCAUGUUGGUGGGUGCAUUGUGUGCUCUGGCUGGUGUAUUAACAAUUGCCAUGCCUGUGCCUGUCAUUGUCAAUAACUUUGGGAUGUACUACUCUCUUGCCAUGGCUAAGCAAAAGCUACCAAAGAAAAAGAACAAGCAUAUUCCCCGUGCCCCCCAGCUGGGCUCACCUAAUUACUGUAAGUCAGCCAUGUGCUCGCCUCACCACAGCCCACCAAGUGACCAUUGCUCCCUUGCUGCCCAGGAGGAGAUUUUAGAAAUGAACAGAGCAGAUCCCAAAGUGAAUGGUGAAGCAGCUAAAGCAGCACUGGCCAAUGAGGAUUGUCCCCACAUAGACCAAGCUAUUUCCCCUGAGGACGGCCAGAUCUUUAACCCAAGUGAGCCACGGGGAGACACUCCAUGUUUUCUCCUGAACGUCGGCAGACGAUCUACUAACACAGGAACCAGAGUGAGGAAGGGUUAUCAAAAGUCCCGAAGCCUGGGCACCAUAACCAGCAAGGCCCGAACAUUGGCCGAGGUGGUGUCGAUGUCUACUGGGUCCUGCGGCCCGCCUGUUCUCCUGCGGCGAUCCCAUUCUCCAAUCCCCUCCAUUCUCUAAAAAAUGGAGCAGUGGUGUAGUUAGAGCUAUCUCCCUGGGUCUUCCUCCUGCUCUGCUGCCUUCUGUUCUCUGCAGUGUUUGAUUUGGUCUGGUCUGUCUUGUUCUCUGGUCCUUGUCUUCUGGAACAGUGUUUUUGUCUCCUCUCUUCCUGUGUCCGAUUUGCUUGUUUCUUGUCCUUACCUACCAGCUCUCAACCCAUGCAAUGCCAUCAGAGAGAAACCUCAAUGUCUAAAACAUCUCAGGGAAAGUUUGAAAUAUUCCCUAGUCACAAAUGUUUAUCGAUUAUAAAAGAACUGGGAUCAGAAAUCAAUACCUUACUUUAUUAUAGCACAUUAUUGAUCCAGGGAUCACUUCAACUGGAAACAUCUGUCAAAAAGACUUUCAUCUUUUGAAGCAAAAUCUCCCUUCCAGGUUAAAUCGACCGUGUUAAUUGUAUAAAUUCCACUUGUGGAAUUUCAAUGAUUUAUUAUGAUUUCAAGAGUGUCCCUUUUUGCACAAGUAAAUUUUUACAUAAAACCCUUUUUCACAAAUGGAAGACAACAAUAGCCAUUUUUAUUCUCGACCUGUUGCUUUUUUUUUUCCCUUUUCAUUUUUACUUCCCCUUUGCUCUAGUGUUUCCCCUCUCUCUUUGCUUGUUUAAUGAGAUCCCAGCCUGAACUCCUUCUGCAUGUCAGAGCCUCUACGGCAAGUGUCUCUCCUUCCUCUGUAAUUCUUUCACUCUGUCCGUGCAUUUCUGUCCAUCUCUCUUUCUCCAACCUCUUUUGCUCUGGAUUUCAAAAGCAAUCCAAAUCACAGUUUUUGAGAGAGAGAUAAAAACAUCAAAAAAUACCAAUAGUCUUAUUUUCUCAGUCUUAAUUUUCUCCUCAUUCUGAGUUGAAUGAAAAAAGGCCCUUUGGCACGAUGACCCUGAGCAAUCCCAUCCCCCCAUGUAUUUUCUACUUCAGAUCCAUGCAAAGAGGAACCUGCACUAGUUAAGUAUAUGCAGUCAGAGGUGCUUAAAGUGACCUGAGAAGGGAGCAGCAUCUCAGAGGGGGAACCAAAACCUUGGGUUCCCUUCUCCAGCCUUUCUUGACUUCACAAUGGCCACAGGGAUUUGAGGCUGGAGUCCAAAGGAGGGAUGUGUAUGUAGAGAGAAUAACAGCACACUAGAUGAUGUUGUUAGUCAUCACAGUGGCGUAUGUUUUUGUUCAGAAAGAGUCUGUCUUUAAUGCACUCUGAUUGAAUGAGGGAGCACAUGGACCGGGACUUUUUAAGGAAGAACUUAAGGACCAUACAUCAGCUGAAGAGUGCAAUGGAUGGAUGUCUGGCUUAAAAACAAGCAAAAUGAGUUUUCUAAUCACUAAUGAGAGUACAUGCAGUGUCAUCGGUGACAGAUGUAGUGGACUCUUACCUGUUCCUUUUAGCAUGCGCUGCAUGGUGUUACAUAAAAAAAGAGGAAACUAUUCUAUAUCUGUUAUGAAUAUCUGUACAAAACAAAUAUUUUCUUUGUAGAGUUCUUCACUUUUGCAGAAUUUACAUGUAGCCAUGGAUAAUGAAAUAUUCAAAGAACAUGUUAUUUACUUCAGCAUCAGAUUUCUUCAUUAUGUCUUUCAUUUGUUACUAACCACAUAUGACUAAGCUCUGGUCACAUUGACCACAAAAUCUGAAUAAGACACUUCAGUGGUUACUGACGUAAGAUAGAUUGUAUUUUCUCAAGCUUUCUAUGUGGUAAAUUCAAACUUUUCAACUUUGUUUCUGUCUGGCAUGCUUGUGAUUCUGGAUCUUAUAGAGAAAAAAAAAACUGAGCAAAAUGAGUUGUUAUUUUUAUGUUUUAUGACAUAAUUAUUAGUGAAUAGAUCCUGUGGAAAACUAUAGUGAGCAACUGUAUAUUUUACAUAUCAAGUGCUGACUUUUGACAGUGUUAUUUUUGGAAGGGGGAAAAAAAAUCAAAAACAAGAAAAAUGGCAUCACGUCAAGAUGUUUAACAUACUUUUUCUCUAAUUUCUUUUAGCUACGAAUACAAAGAAAAGCAAAAAAUACAGAUGUAUAUUUACAUUAUAAGAGAAUUGUAUGCAAUUUAGAACGUUGAGGAAAAACAAAUGCAUGCACUGUUAUGCAACAAUAACUGCAUAGAAAAACAAGAAAACAUGACUACAAAUAUAGCAUGAAAUAAAUUUUGUAUGAAACCUGUUAGAGGGCUUAGUUUUUUGUUUGUUUGUUUUGUUUAUUGGAAUGGAAAGUUUGCAUUAUUUCUAUUUCUCUCUUUGGUUGUGCCAAUACUCUCUUUGGCCUGAAGUUGACAGGCACAAAGAUGUGAAUUGGAAGGGAGUGAAAAGGGAAAAACACGUGUCUCCAGUUGGAGCAGCAUGGCAGGCUGCACUGAUGAGCAUGGUGAUGAAUUAAAACUUUUAACGUUUGAAGGAAACAAUGACAAACCUGCAUGCCGUGAACAAGCUGAAGUUUGAAUAUCGGAAACAACAGUGUCAACAUACUCUCUGCACAAUGAGGUAUGAUGCAGAAGCCUGCCUUGGAUGCAUGGGAAACGUGCCUGCUUGCAGAUUGCAUUAACGUCACCCUCUGGUCUCCUUUCAUCCCUUCCUCCUACUCCUCCUGACCCCUCCAUCUCUCUUCUGCACUCGUUCGCACGUCAUCCUGCACCCUCUUCACCCGUAUUUGUUCUCUAGAUGUCUGGGUAAUAACUCGUCUGUUGUCUCUCUUCUUUUUCAUGUCUGUAGAGGUUUCUCGGCAGGGCCGGCACAAACAGCCUGCAGACUCAGUGUGUGUCAUGAAUCGUGGUGUUCCAACCACUGUGUGCAUGGCCCAGAACACCCUUCCCUCUUCCUGAUAAUAACCAUCUAUAAGUCUGUGUCAUGUACAUUAAUGGGUGGAUCCAUGUGUUGGAUUUACAGUUAGGAAUGUAAGGUCUAAUAUAGAAAUCUUUCUUCACAUUAUAUAUAAAGAGGGACACUUGCCAGCAAUCCACCCCCCUCUUUGUUGGCCGCUGAUAAUGUUACAACUUUUGGUAGUGUGGUGUAAAAUGUGUAUUUGAGUGCAUGUUUGUUCAAUAUGUGUGUUUUUUGUGUGUCUGUUUUGUAAAUAUGCUUUUCGUGUUGCACAUGCUUGCUAUUGAAUAUUUAGAGUAACAUAUUUAAAGGGUAUAUGGUCAAAAGUAUCUACUAACAAAGUUUCACAAAACUGCCUUUGAAUUUGAAUAGGGUCAAACUUAUAAUGUUCCCUGAUGUGCUGCUGCAGUUGCCUUUGUUUGCAGUUUGCACUUUUAAACUUUUACAUUCCUUUGGGUUGUAAAUGUUAGUGGACAGAUUGUGUCUUGAGAUCAAUUUUUGCUUUGUGUGUUUAUAAUGUUGUUACACUCUAACUCUUUCUAUUUCUGAACCCAGCAAGAACAUCAAUACACUCCAGAUUCUCCAAAUUGAAGUGAAACUUUUGAAACAGAAAGCUGAUUGUAUGCAUGCAGAAUCAUGCAACAGAACAACUGAAGUGGCAAAUAAUGAGUUUAACAGGGAUAAACAGGUUUAAUUUAGACCAAUAUUACAUAGAGUUUUAAACCAAGCAGAACUCUCUUAAACAGAUAUUAAGAAUUUUUUAAAUUUUAUGCUAAUACAAUAUAACAUUUGGGUUUGUAUAAUGUUCUUUAGCACAAUCCCAAGUCUUUUUUAUUGUUUUAAAGCAUUUUUAUAAUUUUUUAAUCACUUUUUAUUUUUGGCCUUUUUUCAUUAUAGCAAUACUCGUGUGUAGGUUUUCUGUGCACUAAAAAUAGGUUCACAUAUUGCUAAUCUGUUUAUAUUUAUUCACCAGGGUUGAACCCAAGUCUUUCAACAAGCAUUUGGAUAUUUGUAAAUGUUACAUGUAUAUUAUAUAUUACAUAUAUUAUAAAAUUGUGGCUAAACUUUGCUUGGUAAUUCCUACUCUAUUUAAACAAAAUUCCAAUCCGUAGGUAGCUACAAUCCACUUUAAUAGAUACAUUUUAAAAAUACAUUUGAUUAUAUUGUUAAUGAAUGAAAACUGCGCGAUUUGCAAUAAUAAUGUUUGAUGGUAAAUAAUAAAUAUAUCUCAGUUUCACCUUUCAUUUUAAAAGGGAGCAUGUAAACUCUUUGUCAAAAUAGACUAUAUAAGCAUGUCUCCAGCUUAACAAGGAGCUAAAUAUUACUGAAUUUGCUGUUUAGAUGAUGCUUCAAAGACCUUUUAAUGCUGCUCACAAGUUACCAUUUUUGUUACUAACAAAUUGCAAUUAACUAUUUGAGAUUAACUCUCUUUGAUAACCUACAAUAAUUUUAGGGACACUUAUUGUGAUUUCAGCAGAAAAUAAAAAAAUGCAACAACAAUGUAGUUUCUUUUAGUAUAUCUCUGAAACUUUGCAUGUCUGUCAUUCACAUCUAAUUUGAAUAUUUACCAAAAAUGAAUCUUUCAACAAUGUGUGCCAUAUGAAAUUUUCUCAAUGUUUACAUCUUUACUCUAUUUUCAUAUAUGCGUAUAUCAUGGUUGAUGAUGCCUGUGUGAUCCUGUGUGUGUGUGUGUGUGUGA